GAUCCGGUUCCUGCGCGGCCAUGUUGCAUUCUGGCUUCUGUCUUUUUGUUUGUUUCUGAUGGUUUUCUGAUGAAGACUCCUCAGUGUGGGCAAAGACCAGUUGCUGGGAAGGUAAAACAUGUCUCUCACAUCAAGCUGUGAACGCUCUGGCAGAAGGCGCUCUCAUUCCACUCCUCGUAAGGAAAGCAAAACUGGAUCCAAGAGCCAUAACCUCAACAGUUCAAUCGACUCUACUUACUCCUUGCUGUCACCCAUCUACCAUGACAGCUUUGAGAGUAGUGACGAGGAUCAAGCUUUGGAGCAGGACAUAACGACAGAUAGAUCUAAAGAUGAAGAACCAAGGUCUCCAGAUUGCCAAGAUAAUGGAACACACAGCAAGGCCUCAGAAUUAUCGCAGCAAGAGUUGAAUCUUACUCCCUGGGAGACAUGGAUUAUUUGCAAAGAAAAACAAAUGCGCAUUGAGUUGGAAAAUAAAUUAUCAGAGAAAUUAAAACAAGAGGAAGAAAGAUUAAAACUGCAACAGGAAAAAGAAAUGAAAAAGUUACUGGCUGAGGAGCAACACAAGCAGUGGGUCCAGAAAAAACUAGAACAGGAAAAAAAGGAAAAAGAGCAGCAACUCCUAAGGGCACAAAGGAAAAAGGAACUGGAAGAAAUGCAGAAAAUGACAAUACAAGAAAAGAGCAGAGAGAAGUAUCAGGAAUGGUUAAGGAAAAAGGAAGAGGAGGACCAGGAACGCAAACGAAAAGAAAAGGAGGAAGAGGAGAAACGGUUAGCCGAGCAGAAAGAAAAGAGAGAGAAGGCAGAGAUGACGUUUAAAGAAUGGGUGGAACGGGCAAAGACCAGACCCCGGGCCCCGUUAAACAGCUAUGGUUACGCAAACGGGAAGCUAACAGGAUACUAUGACGGAUGCUCCUAUCCUGCCCCAGGCUUCUAUAAUCCCGUUCCAUGGAAACCAAUUCACGUGCCACCACCUCAAAAGGAAGGAGCCCAAGAUCCAUCUAGGAAGAAGAAAAAGAAACCUGUAUCCAGCCAGCUCUAUCGACCAAACUCGGUCCCACCCUGUAAACCCAAGGACAAUCUCCGUGUAGGAGUAGGGUUGUUCAAAAGAUGAGCCUUCAUCGGAACGGAUGAGUUUGACGGUGGCAAGUCCUGGCAGUCAAAGAAACCUCACUCCGUCGAUUCCUAAUAUCAGUCUGUGAAUACUGAGCACCAGCACUGUGAUGAGAACCUCGCUGGCUAUUAUGUGAACCCAUAUAAGAUGUAAGAUGGUUUUCUAAUCUUCAACCUAAACUCUGUGCCGAACUUAAAUUGUCAAAGCCUAAAAAACCCGAAAUAUACUAUUGCCAAGGAGAAAAGUUACUUACAAAAAGUACCUAAGCAGAAUAGGUCGAAUUCUUUUUCCAGCCAUGCACACAC
Messenger RNA from Spea bombifrons (plains spadefoot toad), 1416 nucleotides. RefSeq names its product coiled-coil domain containing 34 (gene CCDC34). The coding region runs from base 119 to 1111 and encodes 330 amino acids. The record is from RefSeq and is a predicted model, not a curated record. The transcript is spliced from 7 exons. Lineage: Eukaryota; Metazoa; Chordata; Amphibia; Anura; Pelobatidae.